AUGGCCUCCUUCAUCGAGGACCUCUGGUCUAGCAUAUUUGUUUCUGGUGUAACCCCGACCCUCCUGCUCGCGACAAAUGCUACCUUCGCUGCGCUUCAAAUCCUCCUAUUUGCUCUCCUUCUCGCAACUUUCAAUAUCCAUUUUGUGAUUCUUUCGAUUCUAUGUGGUUGUUUGUGGUUGGGAAUAAAUUGGUUUGUAAAGGAGGUGGAGCUUUCCCGAUCACAAGCGGAACCCACGAACACUGCGCGACCCCAACAAAUCCAGAAGGGGACUCCAAGUCGUCCGCCCGGGGCGAUUGACACGGAAAGCGAAACUGAAACUGAAAGCCUUGCCGAUGGAGAGCCCACAUCAACGACAGCUAUCUCCUCCUCCAGCUCAAUGGGACCACCCCCAGCCCGAAUCCCAGGGACGUCUCGCGCUCCAAAUGAAACGGAAGACAUAAGGAAACGGCGAAGCAUACAUGAUAGCUCCGGCUAUGUGAGCACGGACAGUGAAUGGGAAAAGAAAAUGCUCAACCCACAAUCAAUUGGUCACAAACGAGUUUUCGACUCUGUAUUUCCCCCGGCUCCAUUGAGCAACGUAUCUCCUACUCCCGCCUCGAGUCCAGUCCAAAGAUUUACACAAGUUGAGUCCUUUAGCAGCUCUCAACAGCAGGCAAAAACCCCACUUCGCUCAAUCGAGCCAGAAAAUGUCCCCGAGCAAGUUACGUGGGAUCGAUCGUGGCACACCACGACAACGUUUCUCUCAAUUCCAAAUGAGGGUUUUAUAAAUGAUGAAUAUGAAGAUAAUGACGAGAGGAAUGAGGAGGCAUUGUUAAGGCGAUGGGCGAAAGACCGUCCUUCCCAAGAAAUAUCUGACAGUCUGUUCUAUGUGUGGGCGGAUUCAUCUCCUGGUAAAGCCUUGCGAGAGGGAUCAAAAGACGAUGACUUGGGGGAAUGGUAUAAGGGUGAGAUGCGGAGACACUUUUUAGCAAAUUUUCGAGAUUUUCUUGUUCAGAAAUUGAGGGUUAGAAACCAACCUGAUACCCUAUUGAAAUUGGUUCAGUAUCUACGAUUAAUCCAAAGAAUCUACUUCACGCCUUUUCUUCUAUAUAUCUCUCCGUUGAUAGACUCUACAAGGCAAGGGGAAACUUUCACCCGACUGCAACGAAACUUUCAUACUAUUGUCACAUAUGCGCUCCCUGCAGCAGAUAUUUCUUUUCUGCUCUCUGAGGAGCUUGCCAGGCAGAGCUUAGUUAUUCUGGGUGUUCAUAACGAGGAAGAUGAGUCUUUCCCCGAAAAUGACAUUGCUCGCGGUGACGGCAUGGAACUUGACCAGAAUUACACCACCUCAUAUAGACUUUGGAGAAACGAGCCAUCGCCAGAACGGAGACUACAAAUGAUUACUGGGGAACAUGAGGAAGUCGUGCGAACCCGGAAUCAGUUACUGCACCUUCUAGAAGGACUCCAAGAAGUUGGACUUGGAGGCAAUAAAGCUCAAAAGAUAUUUGCUGGGGUCAUGAAUAACAUGUUGACCGAGUUCGUUACCUGUGUUUACGCGGGUCAAUGGAAAUCUCCUUCCCAUGUCAAAGAGCAUCUGCGACAGUGGACGGAAAAUGUUUUUGCCCGAUUAGUUGUACGGGUCCUGCAUAUUUUCAAAAGUAAUGAUGCUGCAGAGGUUUCUGAAGAUCGUUUAGAUGUCACACUAAACGAUGUUGAAAGGUGGCAAGAAAUGGGAAUUGCGCGACUAGGCGCCCUUCGGAUCAGUGAGCUAUUCGAUGUCAUUAUUGAGUGGGAUUCUAGCAGCGGUGCAAUCGAGGACUUAAAACACUACAUUACUAAUCCUGCAACCCGUCUAUAUCUCGUCAGUUCCUUUGUAACAAUGUUGAUGCAGCGGCUUCUUCACCCAGGCGCGUCAACCGUCGAGAUACUUCAAAUAUAUAUAUCCAUCAUCCGCGCUUUUACUCAGUUAGAUCCUCGAGGGGUGCUUCUCAAUCACGUUGCUCGCCCAAUUCGAAGAUAUCUAAGAGAUCGGGAAGACACAGUUAAAGUUAUUGUGGGCGGCCUAUUAGCUGACACAGUGGAUGCGAAUGGACAACCCAUCACGUCAAAUCCCGAUACACUCGUUGAAUUGGCAAUCGAGCUGUCAAAGGCACAUGAGCUCUUGCUUCAGGAUGAUGCUGGCGAGCUGGGCUGGGAUGACAUGAACUGGAUGCCCGAUCCAGUCGACGUUGCUGUGGACUACAAGAAGUCCAAGAACUCCGACGUCAUUGGCAACGCCUUUGUAAAAGAACUCCAGAAAGUGCUUGGAGAGCGCCUACUUAAAAAUAGUGAAAAUUAUGAUCUAGAAGUAUCCUUGCUGGAAUUGUUGAAGCUUCGAUUUGGUGACUCAGCUCUUCAAGCCUGUCAGGUCAUGCUCAAUGACGUUCAAAGCUCAGAACGAGUCGAUUCUGCCAUCCGUGCAGAGCAGAAGCUUGAAAACAAAGGAAAUCCCCCACAAUCAAUUGACAGCAUGCCGGAACUGCACGCUAAGAUUCUCUCCCGCCUUUUCUGGCCCACCCUCCAAAAUCCCCAAUUCAAAGUUCCUCCAGAGAUCGCCUCGUUGCAGGCAAAAUACUCCGCGGGAUUCGAGUCACUAAAGCAAUCUCGCAAGCUGACCUGGCUCAACGGCCUAGGACAUGUUACUGUCGAGCUCGACCUCGAAGACCGCGUAUUCACAGCCGAAGUCACUACCUGGCAAGCUGCCGUAAUAUAUGCCUUUCAAUCACCCCACUCUUCGCCUUCCCCAACCGGCCCAAUCACCCCAGUAACCAAAACCGUCCCCGAGCUCUCUCAGCAACUGGAAAUGGCCCCUUCACUCGUCCACAGCGCCUGUCUCUUCUGGGUCAGCAAACGUAUUCUUACCGAACCGCAUCCAGACACCUUCCGCGUUCUCGAAACAAUACCAGACGAAGAGGACGAAAAUGGCCCUUCCCGGACAGAUGGCGAUGCAACCAUCACUGGCCCAUCUUCAGGGACACUUCUACUCAGUGCUGCCGGUCCUCCAAAUAUAUCCUCCGCAGCUGCAGUCGCUGCGGCAGCGACAAAAGAAUCAGCGGACGCUGCAGCAAUGGCUAAGAUGGAUCUCUACUGGCAAUUCAUCGUGGGGAUGUUGACGAACCAGGGGGCGAUGCCUUUGCAGCGUAUCAUCAUGAUGCUGAAGAUAGUAGUGCCUGGUGGGUUCCCCUUCAGUAGUGAGGAGCUGAGAGCGUUUUUGAGCCAGAUGGUUUCGAAGGGAAAGUUGGAGGUUGUUAGUGGGGGCAGUUAUAAGAUCGUUGCGUAA
This is a messenger RNA of Paracoccidioides lutzii Pb01, 3300 nucleotides long. RefSeq lists its product as hypothetical. Gene Ontology annotation, biological process: ubiquitin-dependent protein catabolic process; vacuolar proton-transporting V-type ATPase complex assembly. The record is from RefSeq and is a predicted model, not a curated record. Gene Ontology annotation, cellular component: anaphase-promoting complex. Bases 1 to 3300 code for a protein of 1099 amino acids. The transcript is spliced from 5 exons. Gene Ontology annotation, molecular function: ubiquitin protein ligase binding.